CUCUUCCAAAUACUUUUUCUUUCUUAGUAAAAUUGGUUUUUCUAACCAAAUAGCCAUAAAAAUCCCAGUUUUAUUGGGCGCACCAAACACGGCCGCCAAAAUGAAACGUUUUUCUUCUCACUGCAUUCAGUAGCCUCACUCCCGUCCAAAUAGGGGCAGUGGCUUGCCAUAUAUGGUGGCAGAGAGAGGAAAUCUAAGGAAUUUAAAUUAGUGAGUUACAGACUUACAGCCAUGAAACCUGGGGGGAUAGAUCAAUGGAGGGAAUUUUUUGGGGGUGCAAAUUCAAGUAUAUUUGAGAUUAUAGAUCAUGCAAUCUCAGUGGCUGCAAAAGAUCACCCUGAGGAGUUCAAGCUUCAGAGGUGUCAAAUUGUGGACAAACUUUACUCCUCUGAAUUGAAUCAGUGCCCUUGUCACAAUCAUAAUGAGUUGCCUAAUAGCAAGAAAUCUAGUGAAGAAUGUGAUACAGGUGCUAAUGGGAGUUUACAAGGAAAUGGCAAUGCUGGUGAUGAUUUGGGGGUAAUUGGUGGUAGCAAGGAUGGUGAUGAGAUUGACAUUUGCCAAAAUGAUCCUCAAGAGAUAAACACAAAUCAGCCAAUCAAAAACAGCUGCAGUGAAGCUGAGGCAUUAACAGCAGACACUGAUGAAGAGAAAGAGAUCAUUUGUGAGCUUGACAGGAUAAGGGAAGUCGUUCAGAAUGAAGAUCAGUCUGAGAGAGUGCUGCUGGAUUCAUUAAAGAGGCUUCAAUUGAUUGACCUCUCAUUUGAGAUUCUAAAGAAAACAGAAAUAGGAAAACCAGUUAAUUUGCUUCGCAAGCACAAUUCAAGUCAAAUCAGGCAGCUUGCUCGGAGCCUCAUCCUAGCUUGGAGGAUCAAGGUGGACAAGUGGCUUGAGGCCAAAGAAACUAUUGCUGGUUCAGAAAAACAUUCAGUGGAUUUCAAUCCUUCUGGCAUUGAUGAAGAAGGUGGACUUCCUCAGCCUGCAUUAGAUGGAGCAGCCUUUCUUACCCCUCAGUUUCCCAUGCAGAUUUCUCAUUCUCAAUCAAUUGAUGGCAUGGAUAACGAAAGAAAUCUUCAAAACAACGUGAAAAUUGAAGCAAAUUGUGGGAAGGGAAAAUCUCAAUCCACUAGCCUUCCAAUAGAGAAAAAUAUGUUAGUGAUGGAUGUCAAGCAGCAACCAGUUAAGCAAGAAUCUGUCUUUAAGCCCAUUGAAGCUAAACCUUCAGAUAUUAAGACUAUGCCCUGGAAUAUAAAGAAGCAGAGUUCAGAGCCAGGGAUCAGUCAUGGAAUUGACUUGCAAAGAACCAAUAAUACCACCCUGAUGAAGAAGGAAUGGCUAUUAAAGAAUCAACAGGAAACCAGAGAAACAUGGAAAAGAGCAGAUGCUGAAAAUGGUAGGAAACAACAAGACUCUAACAUGAAAUUGACCACACCGGUAAAUACCAUCAUCUCAAAGGCUGAGUCAUACAAGAAUUCAGAUUCUGUUAGGGCACCAGCAGAUCAUCAGGCUCUUCAGCAGAAAUUUAAGCCUCAAGAAAAAAACACCAUUCGAGAAAAACUCGAAGUAGCAAAAAGAAAACUCGAGCAAGAUCAUCAACAACUUGAGAAAGCUAAAAAUCAAAGGACAAUACAGAUGACAGAUGUGAAGGAUCUUCCUAGGCCAGCGGUUGGUCCAAAAAACCUAAAUAUGAAUCAGAAAUAUCAAAAAUGGCAUCAAGAAAAUCACAGGAACUAGCAAAGAAUGGGUACUGGAUCGGGUUUUUAAGUCAGUAAACUGGAGGUAUUGUAGCUUCUUAUGUUCAUGUAUCAGUGUUGAUUAUGGACUUCCCUCAAGAUGAGAGAAUAUAUAGCCUAAUAAGCAAAUUGAACUCAU
Rubroshorea leprosula is the source of this 1869-nucleotide messenger RNA. The record is from the annotation of a GenBank genome assembly. Lineage: Eukaryota; Viridiplantae; Streptophyta; Magnoliopsida; Malvales; Dipterocarpaceae.